CGGCCUCGCUCCGCCUUUCCCACCUUCAUCGCCUCAUCCUCCUCCAUCGCUAGCCCACUAUGGCGACGCCAUCCUGCGCCUCGCUGCGGCAGCCCAUCCUCGCCAUCCUGCGCGCCUCCGACCUUAGCUCCAUCUCCGCCAAGAAGGUGCGCACCGAGCUGGCCGCGCAGGCGCACCUCACGCGCCUCGGCCUCGACGUCAGCAACAAGGCGCACAAGGCGGCCAUCGACGAGGAGAUCCGCGCCAGCUUCGCACAGCUCGACGCCGAGAACGUCGCGCGUGGUGCCGCGCCCAUCGCGCCUGCCGCUCCGCCGCCGGCUGCGGCUGCACCGCCGCGGCCGCCGGGCAUCGCACUGCCGGGCAACGGCGUGCGAGGCAUUGCGCUCCCCGGCGCCGGCGUGCGCGGCGACUCGAGCGCGCCGCCGCCGGACAACAAGGAUGCAGAGAUGGCAAAGGCGCUGCAGGCGCAGUUCAAUGCAGAUGCAGCGGCCGGGCCGUCCACCCGAGGCGCAGCCAACGGCUCCAAGAAGCGCAAGAAGACGGCGAGCACGAGCAAGAAGGACGACAUCAUCUCCUCCGAUGAGGAGGUGGGAGGCACGCCGUCGGGAUCGAGGAAGAAAAAGGCCGCGAGCAGCAAGAAGAAGAAGACGACGAACGGCGAGGAGAAGCCGAAGAAUCCGAACAAUCCCUUCAACCGGCCCGUGCUGCUCAGUUCAGCCAUGGCGGAGAUCUGUGGAGGCGAUCAGAUGCCGCGCUACGAGAUCACGAAGCAGCUGUGGAAGUACAUCAAGGACCGCAAGCUGCAGAACCCGAACAACGGGCGAGAGAUCAUCUGCGACGAACGAUUGACAGCGCUGUUCGGCAAGAGCAAAGUCGACUCAUUCGGCAUGGCAAAGCUCGUGAGCCAGCACGUCAGAAAGCCGGAUGAAGCGUGAACGCGCGAUCGCAAAUCUCUGCCGGCCCCGCUCUCCGCAUCUGCACAUUCUCGUCACCGCCCGCUCUGCUACUUCAUUCUUCAUCCUUUCAUGCCCUCAAGCUUUGCUCUGCCCAGCUCUCUUCGUCCCGCCCUGCUUCCGCCUGCUCAGGCAUCGGUCAUCCACGCCCUUCUCUGCCAUGCACCUCAUCCUCUCUUCUUCGCUCUACUAGCUCCCCGGGCCGAGUCUUCAUCUGUCACGUAAUGCCUCUCUCUGUCCAUCUCCCUUCGAAUCAAGCUCCGCUCGAAAUCACAAGCUGCUCAGGC
This is a messenger RNA of Tilletiopsis washingtonensis, 1240 nucleotides long. RefSeq names its product SWIB-domain-containing protein. Bases 60 to 935 code for a protein of 291 amino acids. The transcript has 5 exons. Lineage: Eukaryota; Fungi; Basidiomycota; Exobasidiomycetes; Entylomatales. Gene Ontology annotation, biological process: nucleolar large rRNA transcription by RNA polymerase I; transcription initiation at RNA polymerase I promoter. Gene Ontology annotation, cellular component: nucleus; RNA polymerase I upstream activating factor complex. Gene Ontology annotation, molecular function: RNA polymerase I cis-regulatory region sequence-specific DNA binding. The record is from RefSeq and is a predicted model, not a curated record.